AUGCCGCUUCCACCCAUGGUCUCAGCCUGUGUGAUGUCGCUCACGAUCGGCUGUGCGUCCAACAUCAUCGCGCAGCGACUGAAGGCAUACAUAGAAGACGCGCCGUUCGUCUUCGACUACACGCUCUUCUGGCAGCUCACCGCAAUGGGCUUGAUAACUACGCCGAUAAACUAUCACUGGCAGAAAUGGCUGGAAUUCAUGUUUCCUGCUGAGAAGUUGGUGAAGCGAUCGCGUGCUCCGACGAGCGACGAUGCGGAGAAGGGCGCCUUCAACAGGGACGACGAUGAGAACAAGCGGGCAAUAGACGAGGAGGUCUACGUGCGCAGCUGGGCCAACGUCGUCAAGAAAACCAUCGCCGAUUCUAUGACUGGCGGCGCGUUGCUCAACACGACCAUGUUUCUGGUGCUGCUUGGGCUCAUGCAGGGCAAGACAGCAGCGCAGAUUGCCAACGAUAUCCGCGAGGAAGAGCUGUCCAUUAUAUGGAACUCGUACAAGAUCUGGCCGCUUGCAAACAUGUUUAGCUUCGCCUACGUGCCCGUUGAGCGCCGGAUCGUCUUUCUCAGCUUCUUCGGCCUGCUCUGGAGCAUCUACAUGACACUGGUUGCCUCGCGACUGUCCGCAUGA
This is a messenger RNA of Paraphaeosphaeria sporulosa, 624 nucleotides long. RefSeq names its product integral membrane protein-like protein. The transcript has a single exon. The coding region runs from base 1 to 624 and encodes 207 amino acids. Gene Ontology annotation, cellular component: cytoplasm; membrane. The record is from RefSeq and is a predicted model, not a curated record. NCBI's taxonomy places the organism in Eukaryota, Fungi, Ascomycota, Dothideomycetes, Pleosporales, Didymosphaeriaceae.